AUGUCGUGGGAAGCGGUGCGGAGGAGGGGAGAGAGACUGCUGGCAAGGGUUGGGGCAGCAGCGAUAGGAGGACUGGUGCUCUCACAGUACGUCGUGUAUUCCCGAAGCAGGAAGGAGAGGAUCCCGGAUGGGAGCGUGCUGCACCUUGACAUGAGUCUGCCCCUCGUAGAGAUACCUCCUCCUCCUCUAUCCUCCCUCACCUCCCCAAGACAACCCCUCAUGCUAAAGAAUGUUGUCGAUGCGAUCCACAAAGCUGCUAAAGACAAGCGGGUGCGACCUUUCUAUUCGCGCUCCCCUCACGCCUCUGACAUGGCACGAAAUCCCCACAUACAGAUCAAGGGGAUCGUCUGUACUUUCGGUACGGACAACCUGCACUCUCUGGCAACCAUUCAGGAGGUUCGGCAAGCGAUCGAACGCUUCCGUUCCAUCCAAAAGGAACAGCCUGAGUCAAGCAGGAAGUUCACGUGCGUAACGACAGACACCUUUGGGGAGGGGGCGCAAGGAACUUCUCAGUACUACUUUGCUUCUGCCUUCGACAAGAUCUACAUCCAGGUAAGCCCAGGGACUUGGUGGAAGGCAUGCGAUGACUGGGGGCAGCCGUCAGGCAGCGUGGGGUUGGUGGGACUGAGCAUGCCGACCUUCUUUCUCAAGAACUUGCUGAGCAAGCUGGGAGUUGAGGUGCAGUUCUUCAAGUUCUUUGAGUACAAGAACGCCCCAAAUGUGUUCACGGAGGAGGGCUAUACCCGGCCGCACAGGGAGCAGACGGAGAAGCUGGUGGAGUCCAUGUUUGACCAGAUCGUGUCCGGCAUCGCGGCUCAACGCAGACUCCCGCUGUCUGCCGUGUCCAAGGCCGUGAACGAAAGCCCUCUGAGCGCGCAGGAUGCGCAAGCGCAUGGCCUUGUCGAUGGGAUCUUGUACACGGACCAGGUGCUGGACAUGCUCGAGGCGAAGAGCAUCGUCACAGCGGCCAUCCGCGCAGCCUACAAGGACGAGUCAGUCAAGGCAAGGCUGACCUUGUUGGAAGCGAUCGUGGUUCGCAUCGACUCGCCCGGAGGAUCGGCGGUGGCGUCGGAUACCAUUCGACGAGAGCUGGAGAAAGCCAGAGAGAGCGGCAAGCCUGUGGUGGCAUCAAUGGGAACUUACGCGGCAUCUGGCGGAUAUUACAUCGCCACAGCAGCUGACAAGAUCACUGCAUUGCCGGGGACCAUUACUGGCAGCAUCGGAGCCUUCUACGGCAAGUUCAUCAUCGGCAAGCUCUGUUCGCAGAUCGGGGUUUCCUACGACGAGAGCGUGAAGGCAGAAAAGCUGGGGAGAAGAGUUUACGAGGAUUUCGUGGCUCUAGUGGCGAAGGCAAGGAACUUGAGUCUGGAAGAGGUGGACAAGGUAGCGAGAGGGAGAGUCUGGACUGGAGCCCAGGCAAAGGAGCUUGCUCUCGUCGAUGCCUUGGGAGGUCUCAAGGUGGCACACGAGCUAGCGGGGGAGCUCGCAGGGCUGAAGGACGAGACGCUUCCUCCCCUCGUGGAGUAUCCUAAGGCGAAGUCAAGCUUGGAGAAGAUUAUCCUUGCCCUCAGCGGUGGAGAGAGCGAAGGCCUAUCGCAGGAGGCACCGAAAUCCUCCAUCCUCUCCUUCGAUAAUUUCAUGUCCCUCAUCGGGCAGUCUGAUGUUGCUUUUGCCCUCGGCUCCUUGGCAGGUUCCAUAUUCCUCUCACUGCUCCAGUGA
Guillardia theta CCMP2712 is the source of this 1719-nucleotide messenger RNA. RefSeq lists its product as hypothetical. Gene Ontology annotation, molecular function: peptidase activity. The transcript has 13 exons. Bases 1 to 1719 code for a protein of 572 amino acids. The record is from RefSeq and is a predicted model, not a curated record. NCBI's taxonomy places the organism in Eukaryota, Cryptophyceae, Pyrenomonadales, Geminigeraceae. Gene Ontology annotation, cellular component: membrane.